Messenger RNA from Tuber aestivum (summer truffle), 4676 nucleotides. The record is from the annotation of a GenBank genome assembly. Lineage: Eukaryota; Fungi; Ascomycota; Pezizomycetes; Pezizales; Tuberaceae.
GCCCUUUCGAUUGAUCGAGACAACUACAAUUGUACAGUAACAUGAAUUCCUACGGCCUACCGGUAUCGUCCGAGCAGGAUCGCCAGCUUCCACCCUCCACGCACCCUCCUCCCUCAUCUCUGCGACUUCAUAGUCGUCUGGCUUCUCCACCCUACUCGCCCCAGUCACCGGUUCGCCGAAAACCCGUGCCUCGCGGUCCCUCCUCUGUCGUUUCCCCCGUCGGCACACAGACUCCCGAUCAGUCACCGCGACAACCGUACUCUGACAGCGAGUACUCCCCGCCGCCAGAUACAGCUCGCUCAGUGCAGCUUGGCAUAGCCUCUCCUGCCCCCUUCAAUCUUCCAACCUCGGACGUGGGAGAAUUUGUCGUUCGGGAUUUGGACAGGUACGGGACAAAACUACUGUACAUUCUAUGGCAUGUUCCGGAGACCACUCCCUCUAACAUACAUCUUCCUCUCCAGAUACCCACACGGGGACUCCCCCAGUCUUGCACAACGCUCGUGGAUUUCUUCUCCUCGUGGUGAAUUUGAUAUUCGGAUACAGCAGCCCUCACCUCGCCCCUCUCCUCCAUCUCCCUUGGUGCCCAAUUCUAGCCAUGCGAGAGCCUGGAGCGAGUCUUCACUGAACAGAUCGAAUACUCCAGAGCAAGCUUUUGCACCCAACCGGCGAGCCAGCUCCGCAAUGGCGAGCUCGCCUCAUGCAGCACCGAACUUGAACCUCCCAGAGGGAUCAUACCGGACACACUCCCCUUCAGCUUCGGACGUGACGGACGAGACAAGCAAGCCGAGGUCACCCAACGGCAGAUUCACUUCCUUUUUCCGAUGGGGCAGUACUUCGGAACAUGGAGGGUCAUCUUCCACUUCAGUUUCUGAUCGGGGGCCUUCCCCGGCGCCUUCUCCAAAGACACUCGUUGCACCUUCUACAUCACCGUCGAACCGGUCAAUACCACCUGCGAUUGAUGUGCCGCUUGCGAAUGCUAGGGUAUCCGCCGGCUUACACUCAGAUUCAGGGGUCUCCCUGGCACCUCCAACCCCCUCAUCCUACGAGGCCAUUGAGGAAGAGGUACGUUUGGUUUCUGCGGAUUUGGCGGCGUCGAUCCGUAGGGAGAUGGACUUGGAAGAUCUUGUUGAGAGGUUGCAGGCGGAGGCCGCGGAAAGGAAUGGAGAGGGAAAGCGGACGAGCGAUUAUUUCUCCGAUGCCGGAAGUUCGACAAGAUACCUGGACGUGGAGACGAAGGUUGAGGUAGAUGUUGAGAAGUUGACGAGAAAGGCGGAACAAGAAAAGUCUCAGGUCCGGGUAGAGCUUCUGGGGAAGAUACAGGAAGAGAGACAACAGCGAAAAGCCAUGGAAUCACGUGUUAGAGACCUCGAGGAGCAAGUUGCUAGGGUAAGAAAUACAUUAUAUUCCAUUAGACGUAAAUUUUUUUUUUUCCUGACUGGGAGUUUAGCGCCAGACUACGCAGUUUCUAGCUGCAGACACUUCAGGACGGGUAAAGGAGUUGGAAGUUACUCUGGACGAAGCGAAGCGCCGGCUUGCAGAGGAGCGGCAGAUGAAAGAAAACUAUGAGGAUCUUUUAACGGCCCUGAGGGGUGAGUUGGAGGAGCACCGGAAUGAACGUGACAAUCUUAGAGAUGAAAUUGUGCCUCAGCUCCGGGCCCGGGUGGAGGGAUUGGAGUCGGAGGCAUCAGAAUUGCAAAAGCUCAUGUAUGAGCAUUCUCGGACGCAACAAGAGUUGCUCAAUCUCAAAAAUGAGAAUGCGUCAUUAGCUUCGACGGUCCGCAAUCAGGCUCGACAAUCCCACCGGUUUUCCGUUCCUGCCUCGGGAUUUGCGACACCAGCCUCAGCCGGCCCGGGUCUCCCCAUGAUAUUGAACAUGAAAGAUAAGGAGACAUUGGUGGAAAAGGUGAAGGAUAUUGAGGAACAGCGGGAUGCUUUGCAUGCAGCUUUGAAGAGCUUACGCGAGAGACAAAAGUAUGAGAGUCGGAUGGCUAGGGAGAGAAUCAGAGUGUUGGAAGCGGAGCGUGACAAGGCGCUCCAGCAGACAAAUAGGCGAUACGGAAAGGACCGAGAAAUGAGGUCUCUUCGGAAGGAAAUGGAGCGGUUGCGCCAACGAGCGGAUGACGCAUUGGAGCAAAAGUUCACGUGUGAACGUGGUCUUGGGACGUUAAAAAUGGACUUGGAAAAGGCGGAACAAGAAACAAGUUCAUUACGGGCUCUUCUCCAAGAACAUGAUGCGUUGGUUAGCAAGCAUACCGAGCUUCAGGAUUCCCAUACACGCCUUUCCAAACAAGUGUCCCAGUUGAAGCAAGAAAUUAAUGGGGAGGGUGUCGUAUCAUUGUCUCUGCAACAGGCCUACCGUGAUCUUCAGGAUAUCCAUGCAAGAACCUUGGCGAGAUUAGGUGAAGUCGAGGCAGACGGAACCGACCUUUCCUCCGAUCUAUCCGACCGCGAGCAGAGCCUUUCACAGGCCCACGAGGAGUCACGACGCGCUAUCGAGAAGCUGCAGCAGAGCGUUGCGCAGGCGGAAGCCGAGAGAGAUACUGCGCAGGUAGAAGCCGGGGCCUACCGUAAGCGGUCGGAGUCCCUCGCAGAGUCGGAGAAGAAACACAUGGCGGAGGAGAGAAAUCUCGGCCUGCAAUUGAGGCUCUCCACAGAGCGCAUUGCAGAAUUAGUUGUGCAAGUGCAGGCUCAGCUUGAGUCAAACAAUGCUCUGAGAGAUCGUUUAGCGGAUGCCAUUGGCCGCGGAGAGGAGGAGCAGAAGUUGUCGGCGAAGAGAAUCAACGAGCUCCAAGGGAGGUUAAAGGAGUUGGAGGAUAAGGUUCUCGAGGCGCAGCAGGAGACAGAAGAUGCUGUCGCUAGACAUGAGCAAGAGAUCAAGCAACUGAAGGAGACACAUACUUCGCAACUGCGAAGAUUGAAAUCGUCAACUCUGCGAUCGCCGUCCCAAUUCGCGCCCGGGUCCCCAUUAUUGUCUCCCCACCUCAGGUCGCCCAAAUUGGAGUGGACAGGAAGCCAAAGGUCAAACAGCUCAAUUCCUGAUGAGGCCAAGGUCGAAUUCCUGGAGAAGCGUGUUCAGGAGCUCGAGGAGGCUCUAGUACAGGCGGACAAUGAAAUGGCCGAAGUUGUCGGCAAGAUGAACAUGGCGCAGAUUGAAGUCUUGGAGCUCCAAUCCGAGAGGUAACCCCCCAAUAUCUUUAGCCAAUAUAAUACAGGAUUGAAGUGCUAAUGGCAGUAAUAAUAACAGAGACGAUGCCAUGCGCCAAACAAGACGACUACAAGGCGACAUUGCUGCCGAAAGAGUGAAAUACCUUGAGUCAAUGCCAUAAUUUCAGCACACUCCCGCUUUUUCCCCCCCCCCAGGGUUAACGCACGCUACGCCCAUCAGGUUUAUGAGGCCCCGACCUCGCUCUAUCAUAGACUUCUUUCUUCCUCCUCUGGCUUCAAAAGGCGCAAUUUUCAAUUUCGACUUCAGCUCCGAGCAUCCACCAUUCCACCAGUUCCCCCUCCUCCGCCUUGUUCAAUUCCAUUCUUUCAUUUGAUUUUUUUCUUGAUUUUUUUUUCCUUUUCGUUCUCGGGGUUUGAUCUCGUAUUAGCAAGCACAGCAUAGCGCGGUUUGGGUGUUUCAUUCAUUCUCUAAAACCAUAAAGGUAGUUUGGGUUAUUGGUGCUCUGGAUUUUUUCCUCUACUUCCUUUUCAUUAUUCCGUUCACGGUCAUUCGUUGACCAAAGCACCUGGCAAGGUUUGUUGCUAUACUGUGCGCGCGCGUGCGCAUUGCUCUCUUUAAUAUUAUCACUUUAAUUUCUAUUACACAAGGUCUCUUGACAAUACUAGUGUAUGCAAAAUGCGCCUUACGAUACCUGAGCGCUGGUGGGCUGGCCCAUUUGCUCAUUCAAUGAUAUAUACAUUUAUACACAUAGUUUUCAUUUUUUUUUUUCUUCGGGGUUUUCUUUCUUCUGUUUUCGGCUUGAGCUGUGCUUGUUGCGGGAGGUUCGAGAUGGUUUUUUUCUUUUUCUUUUUGUAUUUUACAUUUUUUCUAUAUUAUACCUUUCAUCGGGUGCAUUACGAUACUCGUAUCACACCCGCAUCAUGCUUACAAGUAUGCGUGAUACUGUAAGUAGGGUUCGAAUUAAUUCUCUUUCUCUCCACCGCGAGGCGAUUCUAGCAGUGAGGGCCGAUGCGAGAUUCGUUUCAAUCAUUGCCCAGAGUUCCCAUCCACCGCGGUACAGUACCGUAACAUUAUGGGCUCGUAGAGGACCACGGGUGCACCAUACAAGCAUCAUAACCGUGCUAUAUAUAUUACAUAUACAAGCAGCGUAGCGCAGGUUCAAGUCCCGAAUAGUCGAGCAGCGUGGUGGAAGACUAUUAUGAUACAUACAGUAUGAUACGAAGCUGGUGACAAAAAAAAUAAAAGGUUGGUGGCAUACCGGUAUAGACCGAAGUUCUUUUCAAACUUCAUCCACCCACCCGCCCACAGAUCAUUAUUUAUUUAUCUACUAAUUAGAGAAUUACUAUAGACCGUUAUAUCAACAGGGAUAUCGUGAGGUUGAACUUUUUUUUGUAUGAUAUUAUGUCGUGUAUACCAACCAUCGCUCUCCCUCCACAGAGCAUGGGUACGGGUAGACUCCAGGGGAAAUUCGCCUCACAUACGGUAUACAGUAUACUGUAUCAUACCUGUA